AUUGAAGUGUUGGAUAUGAUCAAUGAGAAAGGCUUCUCAGCGUAGCCCGUCUUCGACCGCAGUGACCCGACCUCGGCCGACCUUGCGGUGUCUCCCCGCCGCCGGGGGCCGGUAUAUAACCGGCGGCCCGGCGGCAGAGGGCACACUCGACUGCCGUCCGCUGCUCUCUCACCCGCCGUCCCUGCAGUCUGCCAUGAGGUGCCUGCUGUGUGUUCCGCUGGUGCUGGCCGCCGCCUGCGCCGCCCCGCAGGGGGGCUCGUACGGCGCUCCGCCGCCGCUCACCGCCGCCGAAGAGGAGCGAGCGGCCGCUCUGUCCGGCCGACCGCCUCUGCUGGGGGCCGGCGGCAGGCUCGGUCCCCUCGGUGGUCCCCUGGGCCCCCUGGGCGGCCCUCGGGUCGGCCGGUUCGGAGGGCCGCUCGGUGGCCGGCUGCCCAACGGAGGCAACCCGCCCCAGCUGCGACCGGACGGCCUGCUGGACGGGCCCGGCGUGCCGUACAGCUUCAACUGGGCCGUGGACGAGCCCGACUACGGCAACCAGUACGGCCACCAGGAGGAGAGCGACGGCGUGGUGACGCAGGGCGAGUACCGCGUGCUGCUGCCCGACGGACGCACCCAGAUCGUCACCUACUCGGUGGAGGGCGACAGCGGCUUCCAGGCGACGGUGACGUACGAGGGCGAGGCGCAGUUUCCGCCUCCGGGCGCGCCCGGCGGCCUCGGCGGUCCGGCGCCGUUCGGCUCGGCUCUCGGCGGAGGACCCCUGAGCAGCGCGCCCCUCCCGGGAGCAGCCUUGGGCCGUGGUCCGCUCGGACGGGGCCCUCUGGGUCGCGGGCCUUUCGGAGCUCGGCCCCUGCUCGGCGCCGCCGGACGUCCCAUUCCUGGCGUUGUUGGUGGCGAUGUUGACGCCCCGGUAGAACCUAGCACCAGCUACGGUAUCUGAUUCUUGCCACAGCAUAUGACUGUAAUGAAACGGCAGCCGCCAGUUUCUAUUGGUCGAGAGUCGUCAGCGUUAACAGAUGGAGGACGACAGUCGUACUGCUCAUCCCGCAUGAACAGUACUGACUGGAAUCCAGCCGCUGUAUAUGUGUGUGAUUGUUUAUUGUAUUUAUUUACUUUAUUGUGGUGUGGUGACUGGUAUAAUAUAUGGACAACGGAUAACAUACAA
This is a messenger RNA of Amphibalanus amphitrite, 1162 nucleotides long. Its product is annotated as pro-resilin-like. The transcript has a single exon. Lineage: Eukaryota; Metazoa; Arthropoda; Thecostraca; Balanomorpha; Balanidae. The record is from RefSeq and is a predicted model, not a curated record. Gene Ontology annotation, cellular component: extracellular matrix. Bases 23 to 937 code for a protein of 304 amino acids.